AUGGCCACCAGCAAAGGAAAGUACGAUGACUUACCACUGGCCAACCAUGGCCCACUCAAGGUGCCUCUUCAUGGACGGCUGCUUCUUGACAAUCCUUUCUACAACAAAGGCACAUGCUUCACGGCACAAGAACGUCUUGAUUUUGACCUUAAAGGUCUGCUGCCAACCAAUAUCCAGCAUCUGGAUGAUCAGGUCGAACGAGCCUAUCAACAAUACAGCAACCAAGGCGAUGACUUGUCCAAGAACACAUUCAUGACCAGCAUGGCUGAACAAAAUACCGUCCUCUACUAUAGACUAAUCCUGGACCACAUCAAAGAGAUGUUCAGUAUAAUCUACACCCCCACCGAAGGUGAUGCCAUCGAAAACUACUCCCGCAUAUUCCGCAGACCCGACGGCUGCUUUUUAAGCAUCAAGCAUCCGGAUGAAGUCGAGGAGCGACUGAGCAAGUUCGUGAGGGAAGGCGAGGCCGACGGUGGUGUUGAUUACAUCGUUGUUAGUGACGGAGAGGAGAUUCUUGGGAUAGGUGACCAAGGAAUUGGCGGAAUUCUGAUCAGUGUUGCUAAACUGGCCCUCAUGACGAUCUGUGCCGGCAUACAUCCCGAUAGGACUCUUCCCGUUGUCCUCGACGUGGGUACCGACAAUGAAAAGCUCCUCAACGAUCCUCUGUAUCUCGGCCACCGCUUCAAACGUCAUCGUGGAGAAUCGUACGAUGAUUUCGUCGAAAGAUUCGUCAAGGCCGCGAAGAAGCUCUAUCCGAAAGCAUACAUACACUUCGAAGAUUUUGGUCUGACCAAUGCAAGGAGACUCCUCGAUAGAUACCGAGACCAAACAGCAGUUUUCAACGACGACAUUCAAGGUACCGGCUGUGUCACUUUGGCUUCGAUCAUGGCCGCUUUAAGUGUUGCCAAGGUCGACUUGAAGGAUAUAAGGACGGUCGUUUUCGGCGCUGGGUCAGCUGGAACAGGUAUCGCUGAGCAAAUCCAAGCCGCUAUCGCCACCGAGGCAGGAAAAAGCAAAGACGAGGUGGUGGGCCAGAUAUGGUGCGUCGAUAAACCUGGGCUACUGGUCGACUCAAUGGGUGACAAGCUUACCAUUGCCCAAAAACCGUUUGCUCGAAAGUCAUCCGAAUGGGAAGAAAAGGACACCAAAUCCUUACAGGCCAUAAUCUCGGAAGUGAAACCGCACAUCCUGAUAGGCACAUCCACCAAGCCAGGUGCCUUCACUGAAGACGUCGUCAGGGAGAUGGCCAAACAUGUGGAGAGGCCAAUAAUCUUUCCUCUCAGCAACCCAACGCGCCUUCACGAAGCCAAACCCGAAGAUCUCAUCAAAUGGACCGACGGAAAGGCUUUAGUCGCGACAGGAUCACCAUUCCCGCCAGUCAAGCAUAAUGGCAAGAAAGUUGAAGUCGCCGAGUGCAACAAUUCGGUGUGCUUCCCCGGCAUCGGACUAGGAGGUGUUCUUUCUCGGACAAAACUCGUGACAGACAAAAUGCUUGUCGCCGCGACCGAGGCACUCGCCAAAGAAGCGCCCAUCUUCAAGGAUCCGAGUAAAGGACUCUGCCCCGACGUGGACGAAGCCAGACCAGUGAGCGUCAAGAUCGCGGCAGCUGUGAUCAAGACGGCCGUGAAAGAAGGCCUCGCACAGACGGAUAAUAUUCCUGUGGAUAAUGAUGAGGAUCUGGAGGAGUGGAUCAAGGCUCAGAUGUGGGAUCCAGUGUACCGGCCAUAUCAGAAAGCAUGA
Molecule: messenger RNA, 1740 nt
Organism: Exophiala viscosa
Lineage: Eukaryota; Fungi; Ascomycota; Eurotiomycetes; Chaetothyriales; Herpotrichiellaceae
Product: malate dehydrogenase
Exons: 2
Coding region: 1-1740 (579 amino acids)
Biological process (GO): pyruvate metabolic process; malate metabolic process
Cellular component (GO): cytosol; mitochondrion
Molecular function (GO): NAD binding; malate dehydrogenase (decarboxylating) (NAD+) activity
Source: RefSeq, a predicted model, not a curated record